AGCAGAGGUAAGUAGCAUUUCAUUUGCUAGUUCUUCUUCAAACGUCAGCUCCCAAUGUUUAGGUUUCUCUGCAAAAGCUUGGGGUUAGGAUGCUCCAUUAGACCUAGUUCAUCAGUUCAUCAAGAAUUACACUAUUUUCUUGAAAACCCUUCAAUAUUAUCAUGCCUCAGAAACAUUUCAUCUGUGAAUUCAGAUGAUGUAAAAGAACACUCCUUUACAGUAUCAUACCUUAUGAACAUUUGUGGGUUCUCUCUAAAACCUGCUUUAGAAGUUUCUAAACAGGUUCAUUUUGAAACCCCAGGUAAUGCUGAUUCUGUUCUUGAGAUUUUCAAGAACCAUGGCUUCUCAAAGGCCCAUAUUUUGAACCUUGUGAGGAGAUGGCCUAGAGUGCUUUUGUGUAAACCUCACAGAACACUCUUGCCCAAGCUUGGAUUUUUCCAUUCUAAAGGGUUUUCAAGCCCUGAUGUUGUCAAAAUUAUAUCAACCUAUCCGUGGAUUUUGAGAAUUAGCUUUGAAAACAAGUUAGUCCCUGCUUUUGAUUUCUUUGAAAAUUUGCUCCAAUCUGAUGCCAUGGCUAUCAAAGCAGUCAAACUUGACCCGCGCCUUCUAGAUGCUGGUCUUGAAAAGGCCGCACGUAUUGUUGAUAUUUUGUUAGAAAAUGGAGUCCCUAUGAAGAAUAUUGCUCUAUCAGUUCGGAUAAAGCCUGGUAUUAUGCUUUCGAAUCUGGAGAAUUUCAAAAGGCUUGUUCGGAAAGCAAGUCUAAUGGGAUUUCAUCCUUCCAAGAGUCAAUUUGUUGUAGCAAUUGUGUUGCUGAGGUCCAUGACCGCAUCCACAUGGGAAAAAAAGCUUGAUGUGUAUAGGAGAUGGGGUUUGUCUCAAGAAGAAAUUCUUGCAGCAUUUGUAAAGAAUCCUUGGUUUAUGAGCUUAUCUGAAGAGAAGAUCACGGCAGUGAUGGAUCUUUUUGUCAACCAAUUGGGUUGGGAGUCUUCCUAUCUUGCCAAAAACCCAACUAUACCAUCGUAUAGCCUGGACAAAAGGCUUGUUCCAAGGGCUUUGUUAUUGCAAUUUCUAGUUUCUAAAGGCUUGGUUGAGAAGAGUUUCAGAAGCACUGCGUUCUUCUACACACCUGAAAAUAAGUUCCGGCAGAUGUUCAUAAAUCACCAUUCUGAAUCUACCCAGAUAUUGAAAUUUUACAAUGAAAAACUGAAUCUUUCAUCAGUUGUAAACUCUUCUACAUUUUAAAUCACAAUGGCUCUGCAUUUUCAUUUGUUUUUUUA
Molecule: messenger RNA, 1277 nt
Organism: Populus nigra (black poplar)
Lineage: Eukaryota; Viridiplantae; Streptophyta; Magnoliopsida; Malpighiales; Salicaceae
Exons: 1
Coding region: 55-1242 (395 amino acids)
Biological process (GO): regulation of DNA-templated transcription; chloroplast organization
Cellular component (GO): chloroplast
Molecular function (GO): double-stranded DNA binding
Source: RefSeq, a predicted model, not a curated record